Messenger RNA from Otolemur garnettii (small-eared galago), 682 nucleotides. RefSeq names its product chromosome unknown C1orf53 homolog (gene CUNH1orf53). NCBI's taxonomy places the organism in Eukaryota, Metazoa, Chordata, Mammalia, Primates, Galagidae. The transcript is spliced from 4 exons. The coding region runs from base 6 to 530 and encodes 174 amino acids. The record is from RefSeq and is a predicted model, not a curated record.
UGGCCAUGGCUGCCAGGCAGAUCCGGGCGCUGAUCGGUGCGGGCCUCUGGAGGCAACCUUCAGCCGUCCCGCCACCCAAACCUCUCUGGGUCCGGAAAGGGUUCCGACAGCAGCUCAACUUAACCCUUUGCUCCACUUCCGAGAGAGACUGCAGCUGCUCCGCGCCGGGCUCGCAGGGUAGGCCGAAGAGAACGGCGACGCAAACUGGCCAUACUUUCGCAUUCCGGACAAAGAGUUUAGCGUGCAUUUGUCUUGAGUAUGAGUGUGACUUGUUCUCCCAACAGCGUCCGAGCGAAACUCCCCGUAGCAGCGGGGGACCCACCACCACUCUCGUGUGUGCGAGCGUGGGGAAGGCGGCUGGCCAACUGAAUUAUGUGGAUCCAGCUACUGGCUACGUGGUGCUCACAGAGCUCGCCCACUUGCAGAGAGGCAAAUGUUGUGGCUCUGCCUGCAGACACUGUCCAUAUGGCCAAGUCAAUGUUAAAGAUCCAUCUAAAAAGAAGCGAUUCAAUUCAUAUUUUUAUGUUUGACAACAAUUUCAUCUCUGUUCUCUGUAAUUGAACUUGUGUUAAAAACAAAAUAAAGCCCAAGUUCAGAAUUGGUUUCUGUGCUGUUAGUAUUUGGACACUAGUUUAAUGUUAAAUACAUAUAUUAAAAGAACAUCAAUAAAGUGAAGAAUCUA